CCACCCAGUAAGGGAAUAGUUGAUAGUUGCCAUGUUUUCUACCUUUAUUUUCAGAAAGACUAAAAUAAACACAGCUUACAUUCUUGGUGAAUAUAAAGUAUUUUCAUGAACAUUUUUCUCGAUGGAAGUUGAAAUUUUCACAAGCAUGUUUGCAAUACCCCGUGUAAGUCAUUUUAAGAAUAAUUCUACACAUGAAUGGUGAUGAGAUUGAAAUGUCUAGCUUGUUUUGACAGUUCACUACUUUGAAUCAGAGUUUGAGUUGAAUUGCCAGUAUUUCUGAAAAUUUGAAAGUCAUUGGAUGGAACAUAAUUUUAUUUAAAUGGCAUCAUUGGCAGUUGGAGUUUUGAGGACCAUCGUCAUUGCAUGUGGGUGAUUUUUAUGGUGUGAAGCCAUAGUACUAAAAAUUGAGAGGUUGGAAACUUCUAAACUGCGCAAGAGAUUCUGGUUCCUACUGUACUGUGGACUAUCCCUGUGCUUUCUGGGUGAGUGCAGUCUUGCAGUGAUAAUAGCCUUGUAUCCGGAUAUUUAAACUGUAAGGGGCUAACGACCUCUCUUUAGCAACGAGGCCAAUGUUAAGAUGGUUUGUACCAAUGUGAGCAUUAAAUUUGUUUCCACUGUCACAGGCACUGGAUGCACAGUGACGGACAAUUUGUAAUUGAAAAGAAUCUAGUGUAUUUGAAGGUGCGUCAGAAAUGUUAGCACCAAACCCCUUGUGAUAAGGGAAAUAGGGUGCAUUGUGAGUAAUGGGUAUACUAAGUUGGCUGAUUGUUGAUGGGCCCUAAAUUCUGAGGCUGAUGCAGAUUAAUCUUAUAACCAAACUCUGCGGGAGGUUACUGGGCCUGCGGAGAGUACACUUACCUGUGUAGCCCCUGUGUAGACCGGGAGUUGGGUUUGGGAGGUCAGGCAGCUGAGUGGGUGAGGAAAGCUGGGACUGCGCCUGCGCUCUGCUGUGCGUCAGUGCGCAUGCGCCUCGGGUUCCCGCUCUUUCCCGCGUUGCUUCCAUUCUUCAGCUACACGAAGUGGCGCUCAGAACUCUCGUACUUGUUUCUGAGAGUCUGUGAGGAUGCUGCGGCCUGAGAUGUCACCACCCUCGCCUUCCGCCUCUGCAUUGGCGGAGGCUCGGUCACAGGGUCCCCGCUGCAACUUAGGACUCCAGGAGACGCCCCAGAGCCGCCCUUCAGCCCAGCCGUCUGGGUCCACGCCUCCAGGCACGUCGGGAGCCGCGGGCGACCGGAGCAGCAGCAGCAGUCUCCCUCAGCACCCGCCAGGCGCCCGGCCCGCUCAAGGUUCAUACUUUAAAAACAAGAGAUCUCAUGCAGAAAACACAUUUGCAUCAAAUUUUACACUUGGGACAAGCUCAUCCUCUGUGCGAGAUAGUAAUUAUCCUCAAAUACUAAAAACUCCAUUGUCUGCUGGAAAUCCUCAGAAAUCAGGUUAUAAAAGUUGGACACCGCAAAUGGGAUAUUCAGCUACAUCCUCAUCUGCAGUUUCUGCGCACUCUCCAUCAGUUAUUGUAGCUGUUGUAGAAGGGAGAGGGUUUGCCAGAGGUGAAAUAGGAAUGGCAAGUAUUGAUUUAAAAAGCCCACAAAUUAUAUUGUCUCAGUUUGCAGACAACACAACAUAUGCCAAGGUGAUCACAAAACUCAAAAUUUUGUCACCUUUGGAAAUAAUAAUGUCAAAUACUGCUUGUGUUGUGGGGAAUUCAACAAAGUUGUUUACUCUGAUCACAGAAAAUUUCAAGAAUGUUAAUUUCACUACUAUCCAAAGGAAAUACUUCAAUGAAACAAAAGGAUUAGAGUACAUUGAACAGUUAUGUAUAGCAGAAUUCAGUACUGUCCUAAUGGAGGUUCAGUCCAAGUAUUACUGCCUUGCAGCCGUUGCAGCUUUAUUAAAAUAUGUUGAAUUUAUUCAAAAUUCAGUUUAUGCACCAAAAUCACUGAAGAUUUGUUUCCAGGGUAGUGAACAGACAGCCAUGAUAGAUUCAUCAUCAGCCCAAAACCUUGAAUUACUAAUUAAUAAUCAAGACAGUAGGAGUAAUCACACACUCUUUGGUGUUCUAAAUUAUACUAAGACUCCUGGAGGAAGUAGAAGACUUCGUUCUAAUAUAUUAGAACCUCUAGUUGAUGUUGAAACCAUUAACAUGAGAUUAGAUUGUGUUCAAGAACUGCUUCAAGAUGAAGAACUCUUUUUUGGACUUCAGUCAGUUAUAGCAAGAUUUCUUGAUACAGAGCAGCUUCUUUCUGUUUUAGUCCAAAUUCCAAAGCAAGACACGGUUAAUGCAGCUGAAUCAAAGAUAACAAAUUUAAUAUACCUAAAACACACCUUGGAACUUGUGGAUCCCUUAAAGAUUGCUCUGAAGAACUGUAACACACCUUUAUUAAGAGCUUACUGUGGUUCCUUGGAAGAUAAGAGGUUUGGAAUUAUACUUGACAAGAUUAAAACAGUAAUUAAUGAUGAUGCGAGGUACAUGAAAGGAUGCCUGAACAUGAGGACUCAGAAGUGCUAUGCAGUGAGGUCUAACAUAAAUGAAUUUCUUGACAUAGCUAGAAGAACAUAUACGGAGAUUGUAGAUGACAUUGCAGGAAUGAUAUCACAGCUUGCAGAAAAAUACAGUCUUCCUUUGAGGACAAGUUUUAGCUCAGCGCGAGGGUUUUUCAUCCAGAUGACUACAGAUUGUACAGCCCUACCCAAUGAUCAACUUCCUUCAGAGUUUAUUAAGAUAUCUAAAGUGAAAAAUUCUUACAGCUUUACAUCAGCAGAUUUAAUUAAAAUGAAUGAAAGAUGCCAAGAGUCUUUGAGAGAAAUUUAUCACAUGACUUAUAUGAUAGUAUGCAAACUGCUUAGUGAGAUUUAUGAACAUAUUCAUUGCUUAUAUAAACUAUCUGACACUGUGUCAAUGCUGGAUAUGCUGCUGUCAUUUGCUCAUGCCUGCACUCUUUCUGACUAUGUUCGGCCAGAGUUCACUGAUACUUUAGCAAUCAAACAGGGAUGGCAUCCCAUUCUUGAAAAAAUAUCCGUGGAAAAACCUGUUGCCAACAAUACCUAUAUUACAGAAGGGAGUAAUUUUUUAAUCAUAACUGGACCAAAUAUGAGUGGGAAAUCCACAUAUUUGAAACAGAUUGCCCUUUGUCAGAUUAUGGCCCAGAUUGGAUCAUAUGUUCCAGCAGAAUAUUCUUCCUUUAGAAUUACUGAACAGAUUUUUACAAGAAUCAGCACUGAUGAUGAUAUUGAAACAAAUUCAUCAACAUUUAUGAAGGAAAUGAAAGAGAUAGCAUAUAUUCUACAUAAUGCUAAUGACAAAUCACUUAUAUUAAUUGAUGAACUUGGCAGAGGUACUAAUACAGAAGAAGGUAUUGGCAUUUGUUACGCUGUUUGUGAAUAUCUGCUGAGAUUAAAGGCAUUUACACUGUUUGCUACACAUUUCCUGGAAUUAUGCCAUAUAGAUGUUCUGUAUCCCAAUGUAGAAAACAUGUAUUUUGAAGUUCAACAUGUAAAGAACACCUCAAGAAAUAAAGAAGCAAUCUUGUAUACCUACAAACUUUCUAAGGGACUCACAGAAGAAAAAAAUUAUGGAUUAAAAGCUGCAGAGGUAUCAUCACUCCCACCAUCAAUUGUUUUGGAUGCCAAAGAAAUCACAACUCAAAUUACUAGACAAAUUUUGCAAAACCAAAGGAGUACCCCUGAGAUGGAAAGACAGAGAGCUGUGUACCAUCUAGCUACUAGGCUUGUUCAAGCUGCUCGAAACUCUCAGUUGGAUCCAGACAGUUUACGAACAUAUUUAAGUAACCUCAAAAAGAAGUAUGAAGCAGAUUUUCCCAGGUCUGAACAAGUUUCAGGGGAGACUGAAGAAUAAUAGCAAAUCACAUCUUGUACUAAUUAAAUAAUACGUCUUAAUAUGAGAAACCUAGAAUUCAUUUUUCCCAAGAGCAAAAGAAAAUGAUAUUUGCUAAGUUUUAUAUUUUAAUUGAAAAUUAUAUUAACCUCAGAAUUAUCAUCUAUAUAUUCUGUAUAAGAAAAUACUUGUUAUAUAACUUGAGAUGAGAACUUUUUAAAGGGAUGAUUUUUCUGUUAGAAAAAAAUCAGUCUAAUGCACUUUUUUCUGAUUUAUGACACUUCAUGUUAUUACAUCUUAAGUUUAUUUGUAUAUACAAGUUAUGGUUUCAAAUGUUAUUGUAAAUACUUCAGCUAAAAGAAGCCCUUCUUUUUAGAUCAGAAGACUUAUGUGAAGUUUCCUUUUACCCUCUUACAAUGAAGUGAUGUUUUUUAUACUAUUAUUAUGACCUAAUGAUUUCUUAAUUAGUACCCCCAAAUUCCAACACUGAAUGCUGCUGAAGUUUGUUAGAAUGAUAUUGAGAAUUUUAAAGUAUUCUUUUGGCAUUCAGUGUAGUUCUAAAGGGUGAAAUUCAGCAAAUAGUUAUUUUGUAAUACAGAGAGGGGUAGUUACCAAGUGGCCUGGUGUUCCAUUUUCUACUCACCAACCUCUUCUCUUUUCCCUUUUCCAAAUUUUCAUUUUUGACCAUCUUUUUUAGGUGAGUAACAAAGGCAGCAGGAAGGUAGUAUUUAUUUGUUUAACCUCAAUUGUUGGUUCACAAGGGAGCAUUUUAUAGAACUGUUUUCCCAUAGGCAUGUGGCUCACAUCACCAUUUAGAAUUAACCCAAAGGUUUUCUGGUUUUAUAAAUAGGCAAAAGAAAAUGGAAGAUCAUCAGUUGUUCAGUAACUGCAAAGAGUUGUUGUCUUCUCAAACCCUUUAUUUCUGCAGUUCUAUCUCAGUAGAUGACUUAGUCACAUAAUCUUAGCCCAAAGACCUAAGACAGAGAAAUUAUUAUUGGAAACUAAGUUUGUGGAACUCAGAGAAUACAUUCAGUAAGCUACAGGAGUCAUAGAAAUUUGAAAAAAAAACUGUUCAGGGACUGGUUAGGGCCAUAUUUUUGUUAAUGUAUGCAUAUUUUAUCUUACAAAAUUCAGUUUUAAUAUUUUGACUUUAUUUAACUCUUUCUCAGCAUUCUAAGUACAUAUUAGUAGCUAGAUAUAUUGAAAAAUGUAUCCUUUGAAUGAUACACAUACUUUUUUUGAAAAGUAAAUGUAAAGUAGUGCUAUUAAUUACAUUAGCUAUAUAUUAAAUGUCCUGUUGGACUACAUAUUCCCUAUUGUCAUGCUUUGUAAAUAGAGCACAACGGUAUUUGAAUUUAACCAUUAGCUACAUUUUAAUUCACAGCCUUUGAAAUGAAUUACAUUUUAUGAGGUCAUUCCUAAAAGCAGAUAUUUUAGGCUUGUGCAAAUUUCUAAAAGGCACUGUGGAAGGAAAGGGAUGGCAGAUUGUUUGGGAGGGCAGGGAGGAAGCAAUAGAAGGUGGAAGGAGAGCAGGGCCAUGGAAGAAAAGCAGGCAAGCAGAGACAGGCAUGAAGUAUUAAAUAUGCUGAAUGUCAUUUCCUCAAAUGUAUUAACUUCCCUUUACAUUUAACUCCAAUAUUAAAUUCCACCAGAUUUUCAAGAAAGUCUUCAUCAUUUAGAGCUUUUGAUGCAAAAACUGCAGCCAAUAGAUUAAUCCCUUUUAUUUUAGAUUUGGAAUACUGAAAUAGAAAUGGGUUUAUAUCUUCUUAAAAUUUAAUUACUCUUUCUUCAAUCAUUUUGUGUGUAGCAGAAACAUAUGAAAAGCAAAUCAAAUGAAGAUAUAAUUGUUAAGUCAUGGUACUAUAGGAUAGAGGUGAAUACUAGUGCGACAAUCCAUUCUUCAAUUUUCAGGUCUAUUUGCUCUACUCUUCAGUACCUCUUUGCCUUUGCCUUUCUCUGAAAUUAUAGAUCAUUAUCUCAUAAUCCAGCCUUUUAAGAUAAAUGUCCAUAAUGUUUUUGCAAACUCCUUGAAUUUGUACGUCAAAGCCAUUCUUUUAGUCUGUUCCACUUUUCUCCACAUAAAGUAAUCAUUUUUCGAGUCUAAAAGUAAGGUAUAUGGGAGUAGAGGAAAAAGCUUAUCCUUAUUCCUAGGAAGUAAUACAUUUGUUUAUUUAAUUUACAUACAAUAAAAUUAACUUUUUUGGUGUACAGUUUUUAUGAAUUUUAGCACGUUUAUGGAUUCAUGGAACCACUACCAUAAACAAAAGAUACAAGACAAUUCUAUCAUUGCCAAAUGAUUCCCUUAGUACUGUCCUUUUGUAGCCAGAUUCUCUGCCCCCUAACUUUAACCCAGCAAUCACUGAGGAUGGUUAAGCAUUCCUUUCCUGUAGUUUUGUUUUUCUCCAAUCAUAUAGCAUAUAACCUUUUGAGACCGGCUUCUUUUACUGAGCAUAAUGCAUUUUAGAAUUUAUCCAUGUUCUUGGGGCCUUUUUGUUGCUGACUAGUAUUCCGUUGUUUGUAUGUAGCACAGUUUAUCAGUUCACUCACUGAAGGAUAUUUGGGUUUCUAGUUUUUGGUGAUUAUGAAUAAAGCUGUUACAAAUAUUUGUGUACAGA
This is a messenger RNA of Vicugna pacos (alpaca), 6447 nucleotides long. RefSeq names its product mutS homolog 4 (gene MSH4). Gene Ontology annotation, molecular function: ATP binding; mismatched DNA binding; ATP-dependent DNA damage sensor activity. Lineage: Eukaryota; Metazoa; Chordata; Mammalia; Artiodactyla; Camelidae. Gene Ontology annotation, biological process: mismatch repair; reciprocal meiotic recombination. The record is from RefSeq and is a predicted model, not a curated record. Gene Ontology annotation, cellular component: nucleus.